This is a messenger RNA of Danaus chrysippus (African queen), 648 nucleotides long. The record is from the annotation of a GenBank genome assembly. Lineage: Eukaryota; Metazoa; Arthropoda; Insecta; Lepidoptera; Nymphalidae.
UUGCGCGUUGUGGGUAUAUCGGUUCCGAGUCUGAAACAAAAAGGUGAAUCUGCAACUCUUACAUGUGAUUAUGAUCUCGAAGGAGGGAAAUUAUAUUCUGUGAAGUGGUAUCGGGAUAAUGAAGAAUUUUACCGAUACAUGCCCAAAUUACGACCACCUCAACACGCACACAGGCUAGAAGGUGUCAAAGUUGAUUUGGAGAAGUCGUCCACACGUCGGGUACACUUGCGGGACCUAACACUGAAGUCAAGAGGACUUUAUAGAUGCGAGGUGUCUGAAGAAGCACCUUCUUUCCACUCGGCUCAGUCUGAGACGUUUAUGGAGGUUUAUUAUUUCCCACGAGAGAGCCCACGUAUAGUCGGUUAUGAGCGACCUUAUGAACUAUUAGAACCGCUUGAUGUUAACUGCUCUUCAGCUAAGGCGUUCCCGGCCCCUGAACUACAAUGGCACAUUAAUGGAGAAAAGGUCACGGAGAGUUCCUGGUUAACAAGUUUAGAAAGCAAGCAAGCUUCACAAGGCUUAAUGAUAUCGACUCUCGGGUUGCGAGCUCCCGCCACACAACAUAUGAAAAUCCGCUGUGUUGCCAUCAUUGGAGCCCAUCGGCGGGAACGAACUGUCACAAUAGGUAACCUAAUAAGUAUAUUCUGA